AUGAACAUUUGGAUGCGCCUUCCCCGUCAUCCGAAUAUCGUGCCAUUUGAUCGGGUUGUCACUGACGAGCUUGAGGGUCUCGUCGUUGGAUUUACUAACAACUACAUAUCUGGAGGUUCCUUAGAAGAGAAUAAGUCGCGGGUAUUCAAGCUAAAGUGGCUUCAACAGCUCGCAGAUCUCGCUGACGAUUCAAACCUUCGCUUCGGCAUCUCACAUCAAGAUAUUGCCCCCAGAAACCUCGUUAUCGACGACUCAACGGACUGCAUCAUGCUGUUUGAUUUCAAUUUUGCAGCCCGCAUCAAUUGCUCAUCACGACUAGAAGACGAAGCUUAUAUCGAAGAAAGAAACGACGUCAAGGGGGUCGAGUUCACCACGUGCGAGAUCAUUACUCGUGACGACAGUCUUCGACGAGUACCACGCGACGACCAGCACGAAGAAAAUCUGCCUCGGGGUUGGGUGAAACAUGCAAAUGUUAAACUGGACCAUCCAGUUGCAGACUAUCAGUUGUUAUUGCAAGAUGGGAGGGCGCGCAGACUUUCCACAGACAAGCUGACGGGCUUGGGAACGAGUCACCCGAGCUCAUUAAUUGGACUGCGAGGCCCAAGCCGCCGAAACCACAUGGAACGUGCUGGAUUCUAA
This is a messenger RNA of Metarhizium acridum CQMa 102, 639 nucleotides long. RefSeq lists its product as uncharacterized. The record is from RefSeq and is a predicted model, not a curated record. Lineage: Eukaryota; Fungi; Ascomycota; Sordariomycetes; Hypocreales; Clavicipitaceae.